AGUUUGUUGGUCGUUGUUGUCUUCAUCCUUCUUCUCUCUUCUAUCAUAUAAAGGAAGCAACAUUUGUGCCUUCUCUUUCCCUCACCUCUCCACGCAAUUCUAAUUCCUGCCUUUCUCAAUAUUGAGCUCCGACAUGAACUCCGACAACAAUCGAGCUGCUCUUGUAACGGAUUUUUGGCCGGAGUUCGUUGCAAGCAGUUGGGGUAAAGAAUUUGUCGCCGGCGGGUUCGGUGGCGUCGCCGGCGUUAUCUCCGGCCACCCACUAGAUACUCUUCGUAUCAGGCAACAACAAUCCGUUUCUGGGUCUGCUUUCAAAAUUUUUCGUAAUAUCAUUGCUAAUGAUGGCCCCGUCGGUCUUUAUAGAGGCAUGUCUGCUCCAUUCGCCUCUAUCACUUUUCAGAACGCGGCCGUGUUUCAAAUCUACGCGAUUCUUUCUCGAGCAUUCACCUCCUCGUCGGCUCAAUCCAACGGCGACCCACCAAGCUACAAGGCAGUAGCAAUGGGAGGAUUUGGCACCGGAGCACUACAGAGCUUCUUCCUAACGCCGGUGGAGCUGGUGAAGAUCCGCCUACAAUUACAGACAUCAACCCAACAACCAAUUUCUUCUUCAUCAUCAUCUCACAAAGGCCCAUUAAGCGUCGCCAAAAGCAUCUACAAAACAGAGGGAUUAAGAGGCAUUUACAGAGGACUUACCAUAACCAUGCUCCGAGACGCCCCUGCCCAUGCCGUCUAUUUCUGGACCUAUGAGUGCAUGAGGGAGCAGUUUCAACCCGGCUGCCGGAGCUCCGGGGAAGAGAGAUUCAGCACGGCGUUGGUCGCCGGAGGGCUCGCCGGAGUUGCCAGCUGGGUUUUUUGUUAUCCGUUGGAUGUGUUGAAGACAAGAAUUCAAGCUCCGACACAAAGGUUGUCGCCGAGGUAUAAGGGAAUUGUGGAUUGUGUUAGCAAGAGUGUUAGGGAAGAGGGUUAUAGAGUGCUGUGGCGAGGCCUGGAGACGGCUGUUGCUAGAGCUUUUGUGGUGAAUGGGGCCAUUUUUAGUGCUUAUGGGUUAACUUUGAGGUGUUUAUUUAGUAAUGGAAGCAAUUAGAUAGAACAGUAAGGGUUUGAUUGCCUACUAACACCCUUUGAUUUCUUGUUUUUCAUGUUAUUGAUCACUUUUGUGACAUCUAAUAACGUAGCAAAUAUGGGUAUGGGUUAGAUUUAUACGAACUAUUUGAUAUCUAAAUGGUC
Cucurbita moschata (crookneck pumpkin) is the source of this 1227-nucleotide messenger RNA. RefSeq names its product mitochondrial arginine transporter BAC2-like. The transcript is spliced from 2 exons. The record is from RefSeq and is a predicted model, not a curated record. Gene Ontology annotation, biological process: transmembrane transport. Bases 134 to 1084 code for a protein of 316 amino acids. Gene Ontology annotation, molecular function: transmembrane transporter activity. Lineage: Eukaryota; Viridiplantae; Streptophyta; Magnoliopsida; Cucurbitales; Cucurbitaceae.